Molecule: messenger RNA, 6776 nt
Organism: Epinephelus moara (kelp grouper)
Lineage: Eukaryota; Metazoa; Chordata; Actinopteri; Perciformes; Serranidae
Gene: axin1
Product: axin 1
Exons: 12
Coding region: 441-2987 (848 amino acids)
Biological process (GO): negative regulation of canonical Wnt signaling pathway
Source: RefSeq, a predicted model, not a curated record
AGAAAGAGAGGGUAGAAAGGGAAGAACCAUCGACAGAUGGACUCUGUUGUGAUUAAAGAUGGCGGCAGCCUUUACUGCAGACUACGAAGGACUAUACUCGAUCCAUAGAAAAGCGGUGGGAGUAGUCUGCGAUUCAACACAACAAAACCAGGAACCACACAGUAAGGUAAACCAGCAGAAACAAAUGGAUGGCAAAGACAAACUACUAUGGCGACAUUCUGCUUUGGCCGGGCCUUCUCGUGUCGUGGUGAUGAGAGAGAUGUUCCCAUUACUGCAGCCCGAUGUGUUUAACAAUGGUGCAAUGGAAUCCUCAGUGAAUGGAUGUACUGCUGGAGGAUGUGUGAAGAAGACGAUCGAACUCAAGGAGUUUUUUUGCAGUGGCAUAAGUAGAGGUCUGGAUCUAAUAGUUGUGCAGUGUGGGCUCUACGGGGACGUGGUUUAUGGAUGCUGGGACUAUGAGCAUAAGCGACAAAAGGGACUACUUAGCAGACCUGGGCAGCAGCUUCACUGAGGAUGCUCCUAGACCUCCAGUUCCAGGGGAAGAAGGCGAGCUGGUUUGCAGUGAUGGACGCCAGUACGGCAGCCUUGGCUUCUCUGCGAAGAACGAGAGCCUCAAAUGCGAGGCGUCCGUGGCGACGCCCAGGCGACCUGACUUGGACCUGGGCUACGAGCCGGAGGGAAGCGCUUCCCCUACGCCGCCUUACUUAAAGUGGGCCGAAUCUCUUCACUCUCUCUUGGAUGACCAAGAUGGCAUCCAUCUGUUUAGGACGUUCCUCAAGCAGGAGGAGUGUGCGGAUAUGUUGGACUUCUGGUUUGCAUGCAGUGGCUUCCGCAAACUCGAAGCUAAUGAGGGUAACGAGGAGAAGAAGGUCAAACUGGCGAAAGCCAUCUAUAAGAAAUACAUCCUGGACAACAAUGGGAUUGUUUCCCGACAGAUUAAACCAGCCACUAAGUCCUUCAUCAAAGACUGCGUCAUGAAGCUUCACAUUGAUCCUGCAAUGUUCGACCAGGCUCAGACUGAGAUACAGACGAUGAUGGAGGAAAACACAUAUCCCUUAUUUCUUAAAUCUGACAUAUAUUUGGAAUAUACGCGGACAGGAGGAGAGAGUCCCAAGCUGUACAGCGAUCAGAGCUCUGUUUCUGGGAAUGGAAAAGGGCUAUCGGGUUAUUUACCGACUCUAAACGAAGAUGAGGAGUGGAGAUGUGACCAGGAGCCAGAGGAGCAACCCGAGUGUGACCCCGCGCCGAGCAACCGGCUCACUCAGAAGCUCCUAAUGGAGACGGCACCACAGCGUGUUGCCAACAGCGCGAGAUUCCAGGACAGUCACGAGUACAGACGUGCACCAUGUCGGGAGCCCAUCAACCCGUACUAUGUCAACACUGGUUAUGCUCUGGCUCCUGCCACCAGCGCCAACGAUAGUGAGCAGCAGAGUAUGUCCAGCGACGCAGAAACAAUUUCCCUCACUGACAGCAGUGUAGAUGGGGUUCCACCCUACAGAUACCGCAAACAGCAUCGCCGGGAGAUGCACGAAAGUGCCAAAGCGAAUGGGCGAGUGCCACUACCUCAUAUUCCACGCACAAACCGGAUUCCAAAGGAUAUCCAUGUGGAGCCGGAAAGGUUUGCUGCAGAGCUGAUCAGCAGACUGGAGGGAGUGCUGAGGGAGAGGGAGGCUCAGGAGAAGCUAGAGGAACGGCUGAAGAGAGUACGAUUGGAAGAGGAAGGUGAUGAAGUGGUGUCCACAGCCACAGCAUUAUCCAGUCACAGGUUCCCCCCUGGUGCUUACUCUCAGAAUUACAGCUCCCGCUAUGCUGACAACACCUACAGUGGUCCUUUCCUGAGAGAUGCUCACGAGGAGAACCCUGAGAGCAUCCUUGAUGACCACGUCCAACGGGUCAUGAAGACUCCCGGCUGCCAGUCCCCAGGCACGGGCCGUCACUCUCCCAAGUCACGCUCACCAGACGGCUUCCCAGGGGGCAAAUGGACAGGACUCGGAGUGGCACAGGGUAAACAUCCAUCCAGGCACGGUGUCAAGGGAGACGCCAGCCACCUGUACCACCACAAACACGUGCACCACAUCCACCACGCGGGCGUCGGGAAGCCCAAAGAGCAGGUGGAGGCUGAGGCGGCCAUGCGUGUGCACGGCAGCAUUCCCUGGAGCAUGGAGACGAGUCAUUAUGGAUCAAAGUGUCGCAGCUAUGCAGAUGGCAUGGGAUCCAACCCCGUGGAGCACACAGGGUAUAGCAGCAAAGGUGGCACACAGUGUAAAAGAGCAUUCAAGAAAGGCGAGGAAGUUCGGCCGUAUGACAUGCCAGCACCUGCAGAGGAGAUGGAGAAAAACCAGAAGAUCCUUUUGUGGCUGAUGGAAGGACAGAAAGAAAUGGUUCAACACAAACGGAGCCCAUAUGGGAGUACCACUGGGUCCAAGAGGACCACAGGCCACGAGCCCCAACUGCGAAACAACGUGCAGCCGUCUCACCCUUUUAUCCAGGAUCCCACCAUGCCACCAAACCCAGCUCCCAGCCCCCUCAUCCAACUGGAGGAGGUGCGCCGGCGGCUUGAGGAGGAGAAGAUAAAGUCUGGAACUGUACAACCCAAGCAAAGGUAUGUGAUGGAGGUGAUCCAGAGGGGUCGCACCGCAGUCAGACCUGCACUGUUCCCUUCGCUCAGCGUGGUGCCCGCCGUCUCUGACAGCGAGCUCUCCCAGCCCGAACACAAAGCCACUAAAAAGCAGCCAUGUGAAAACAUUACGGUGGCGUACUACUUCUGUGAGGAGCUGAUACCGUACAGGACGUCUGUCAAAGGGAGAGUCGUCACACUGGGCCAGUUUAAAGAACUGCUGACAAAGAAAGGGAAUUACAGGUAUUAUUUCAAGAAGGUAAGCGACGAGUUUGACUGUGGGGUGGUGUUUGAAGAGAUACGAGAAGAUGACGCUAUCUUGCCCAUCUUUGAGGAGAAGAUUAUCGGGAAAGUUGAGAAAAUUGAUUGAAUGUCACGUUGAAGAGGAAGGAGUCAGAAAGGCAGCGCGUGAUGGAGUGAGGAGCAAUCGGAUGGUGAAGAGGAAGUGUUCUAGGACUGAGACUGGAGAAGAAAGUGAUACAGUACAAGUGGAUCUAGAGCUGAGGGGUAAAGCAGUGGUCAUGGCGGACGACUUGUGACGUUUGAGGCUUGGUAGCACCACUGCAGUGACAUUGGACUAGAAAAAAAAAGACCUCAUUCGCUUCUUUGGAGUGUAAUGUAGCAUUGUAAAGUUUACUAGAUAAAUGAAGAACAAAAGUGCUACUAAAGCUACAUAUUUUUGAUAUGAUGUAUCAGAGGGUGUCCUUUCUAAAGUAACUACACUUGUAAUUUUUAUAUGUAUUGGUACCAGAUGUGUACAGUUUGUGUUAAAAGAUAACAAAAUUUUAUAUCUAUUUAAGUAUUUAAGAUGCUCAUUUUCAAUUCUAUUGAAACAGGAGUGUCGCCCCUGUUGAAGACGAUCAAAAUCCUUUUUAGGGCUGAUUUUUCUUUUUUGUUUUUUCUUAUUAAUUUCAAGAGCCCUCUGGACUCUUAAUGUUUCUGCUCUUAGUGCUUUUAAUAUUUCACUUACAAGUACUUUAUUUUGUGGCAUUCAGUCAGGCUGCACUUUCAUUGUAUUAUAAACCACUGACUUUGUCCCAGUGUAGGCUGCAACAUGAAUUCGUAAAGCACCAAACGUGGUGGCCAGAAAAAUGGAAACCCCUGUGCAGUCUACGGUAAUCCAGUACAACAGCCCAGAUUGUACUUUUAAGAAAAGUAUAAUGAUUUUUGACACUGUAGGAGAGGAUUUAUGGUCAUUUUUUGGGCUCAAACUUCAUGGUGGUGGAAACAGUUUGAAGUAGAAUACAAUUCAGUACAUCAUCACAAACUCAGCCUUAAACAUGCUCUAAUUUGCAAUAGCUGUGACCAGUAGUUAGGCAGCUGUCCUUUGGCUCAUGACAAUCUUUCCUUAAGUUUGUGAAUCUCAAAGAAAGUAAUGCACUAUUUAUGAUAGGCCCCUCCCACUGCACGCCUUCUUUUAGCCAAUUGGUGUGAACACCAGCCACACUCUCACUGGUGUUACCAACUUGGCGACUUUCCCGCCAGAUUUAGCAAACACCGGAGUGUAAGGGCCAUGGCUGUCAUCAUCCAGAUGUUUUUUUGAGGAUUUUUCUAUUGAAUCUAAUUUAGCGAAGUUUUAAUGCUUCAGUUAUCCCAUAUGCAAAUCACUGCCUGAUGACAUCACCAAUAUGCAAAUACGCAUAUGAUGCAUCUGGUGACCUUUAGCAACUUUUGGAGCUAGUGGCAGACACUUUAAUUUGAAAAAGACUUGAACACACUUGACCUCCCUGCCAAAUUUUAGCCUCUUAAGGUAAAAACUGUGCCUGCAAAGGGUGGGUAAAUGUUUGAUUACUGAACAACCGACUAGCAGAGCGAGUUCUAGAGCUGCUGGUCAGGCAAAAAAUGACCAUAGCGUGAAGUCCAUUCUUUACUCACACUCUCUCAAACAUAAACUAAAGAUCACACAUGAUAUUCAUUGUAGGGCUGCUUUACUGGGUUGCUUUACUGCAUAUUAUACAGGUUGUUUUAUCUUUCUGGUUAUCUUGUAUACACUGGAUGUGAAUGUAGCCACUGGCUGUGUUCAUGUACAGUGUUUUAUUACAGUGAUUUUACCCAAGCCAGUUGAACUUUUAAGAAAAUUGACUUAAAGAAUAAAACAGUAGAUGCAAUAAUGUUUAGAAAAUAGGUGUGAUUGGAAAGUGCAAGGUGAACAUCUAUGCAAGUUGGGUCCCCUAAUCUAAAAACAGCUUUGAGCAUUUAAAUUUAUUAACUAAAUACAAAAGUUGUUCAAAACAGUUAAGAACAAUCAGUCUAUUAAUAAAAGCCUGUUGUUUUUUUUGUUGUUUUUUAAUUUAGGUGUUUAGAUGAUAUUUGGCUGAUAUUUCAGUUGGGUCGCAGCCAAUAAUCUUCUCUAAAGGUUUUCCAAUUCUGGUGAUUAAUCCUGAUUGCGGGUGAGUAAUUUGACCUUUUUUGUUUGUUUUUUUUAAAUCGUCAGUGCCAAUGAAAAUUUGCAAAACACUUAGUCUUGCCAGUUUUCUUCAACAUUUCCAGUUAACACUGAAUGACGCAGUUUUGGGUUCAGUUUCUAAAGUCAAGUUCUGCCUUCAGCUUUGAAGGUUAAUGUUGUUUAUGAAGCAGACGCUUUCCCACAUGUGGACCUGCACACUCAAGGUCACGCUCGCAGUGCGGAGAGGCUCCUUGAAGCGGUUCAACAGAGAUCAUAUCACAGCAUUUUGAAUGAGAAGGCCAGUGAAUGUCAUCAGAAUACUAUCAAACAUGUAUAUGUUUGUGCAAUGAAGAUCACAUAAAGGCAUAUUUAAACAUACUGCAAGUGCUACUAUUAAGAGGAGGGCUAACAGACACUGAAACGUUUAUGUUUACAUCUUUUUUUUUUCCCCCUGACUUCGAGGUCCGUACAUGUUAGUUUCUCUGAUCCCCCCCAAGACUUAUUGUCUUACUUUUAAUCAAUGCUUAGUUGAUCGAUCACUUAAGAAGGGGCCUUCUCUAGCUUGUCACAGCGACAUCUUGUGCCUGGCAGGAAUGAAUUUAGUGCACAUGAUCUACUUUUGAUAGAUCACGUUACACCAAAGAGAAAAUUAAAAAGGUAGAUGGUUGGUAAUGUAGGCACGCUCUUAAAUUACCCUUUCACAUUGAUACUGUAUUACCCUUCAUUUUGUGGCAGCACUUUUUAUUCGGUGUCCUUGUUAUUAAUUUGUUUAUAUAUAAACACUGAAGCUCAGAAUGUUCUUCGCAAUGGACGUGGUGUUCUCUGAUUGCAGUUUCUAAUGCAUGUUGUUAAGAACAUCAGCUCUGAAAGCAUCAUGUGAAACACUUGCAGAACAUUUAGACCUUAUUAUUAUUGCACACUGAAAAAAAAUAUGUAUCAGCCAGUUUUGUUGUCUCCUCUAUUUGCCAGUGUGGAUGAAACUUUUGCACUGGAAUAGCACAAACUGAAAUCAAACUAAGAAUCAUGUUGGGGAAGCAACAUGACAUUCAAGGCCAAUGUGAUUUUUUUUUUUUCAUUGUGCUGGAGUCCAUAGUGAGGAACGUACUCUAAUAAAUGCCUUUAUUUGUUAUGGAAUAGGCAGAAGGAUAAGUUGACCAUGAGGCCAGAGUGCUGUAUCAUAUCUGUUGUUGCAUAGAGAAUAUCUCAUUUUUUUGAGAUGCUGCCUUUUUUUUUUAGAUUUCUAACUUAAAUCAGUUUAUAUAUUCAUAUAUAUAUUCACUGCAUUUGCCUCCAGUGUCUGUUAAAUUAUACAUGUUUGAGCGCUUGAUCAAGUGAAAUACUGUAAGUAUUAGCUUGAUUUUCAUUGUUUAUUUCUUUUGAAAUAUACAGUAGAGUAUCAAAUCUGUCCUGAUUCUUGAAACCCCCAAAAGUAAGUUUCCCUUAUUUAAGAUCAAUGAAAUGUAUAUAAUAAACAUCAGAGUGCCUUUAUUGCUAUGCUAAUGAUGUCUGCUGUGUGACUUUCAGACAGAUGUGGGGAGACAGAAAUACCAGGGAUUUGCUAUAUAUAUAUUUGUUUGUUUUUUGUCUGUUUAGACUUUUUUUUCUUGUUUAUUGUUUGUCACUAUUCCACCUUUUCUAUGUAAAUAUGUACAACUUAAAUUUGUCAUCAACCAGCAGCCCAGUCCGCACAUUCAGAACCCUGGACCUGUUUCUGUUCACUAACUAGCAUGGUUACCGUUUAAAGGUACCUGGACAAUAAAUACAUGCAAUAAA